This is a messenger RNA of Fusarium keratoplasticum, 1818 nucleotides long. RefSeq names its product Zn(2)-C6 fungal-type domain-containing protein. Gene Ontology annotation, cellular component: nucleus. NCBI's taxonomy places the organism in Eukaryota, Fungi, Ascomycota, Sordariomycetes, Hypocreales, Nectriaceae. The transcript has 5 exons. Gene Ontology annotation, molecular function: DNA binding; zinc ion binding. The record is from RefSeq and is a predicted model, not a curated record. The coding region runs from base 1 to 1818 and encodes 605 amino acids. Gene Ontology annotation, biological process: DNA-templated transcription.
AUGGCCGCCAUGGCUGCCAAUCCGCUUGCUGCUUUCCCUCCUGGCUUUGGCGACCCGGAUCUACUGAGGAGACUCAGCACAAUUGAAGCUCAGCUGGCUCGAUUGAGUGAACAAGGAGCCCAAGAGGCAAGCGCCAGUCGCAAGUACUCGGAUCAAUCCUUGGAAGAUGCUGCUUCCCCAUCUCGACCAUCGAUGCCUUCGCAAGAAUAUGGCUUCGAAAGCCAGCAACGAUUAUCAUUUUCCAUGCCCUCGCCAUUGACUCAGUCUGAUUCGAACACACAACCCUUCAGCACGAUGCCACCCGAUGAAAUAGUGCAGCAUCUGGUCGACACGUACUUCAUCCACGCCCAUAACCAGCCGUAUGCGUAUUUCCAAGAAGAACAUUUCCGACAGUUGCUCGGGCUCAUGAUCUUACCGAGAUGCUUGAUCUUUGCGGUUCUGGCAUCUUCGGUGAGAUUCUCAAACCACGACUACUUCCAAGGACGAACACACGAGGCAAUGGAGAGCUAUGCGCGACAAGCCUGGCUGAGUGUUCUGAAUGAGCAUUUGACGGUGGAAAACUGCCCAAAUCUUCAUGUCGCGCAAACAACCAACCUCCUGGCUAUUGUGGACUUUACAGCUGGCCGAACAAGCUCAGGAUGGCUUAAGAUCGGUCUCGCAGUCAGGAUUGCCCAGGAUCUACAGCUCAUGAAAGAACCCAGUCCAAUGCUCCCAAUUGUCGAACAAGAAGAACGGAGACGAGUUUUCUGGUCGGUAUAUCUUCUUGACAAGUUGGUAUCCUGCGGCAAAGCCAGACCUCCAGCCAUCGCCGACGAAGACUGCCAUGUCCAACUACCUUGCGAGGAAGAGGUUUUCCGAACCGGCACCUGGAAGCAAACUGCUACUCUCCACCAACUGUUGAACUGGAACACAGAUCUUGGCGAGAUUCGCGGCCAUUUCACUCUUGCUAUCCUCGUGGCUUCCGCUCUGGGCCGCUGUGCGCGUUACGUGCUUCAUGAGCGAGAGACAGACGAUGUGUUGCCAUGGGACUCGCGUUCCGAGUUUGCAGCAAUCAAUUCCUUUCUCCUCCUGACUGAGCAACACCUACAUGUGGAGGACCUCUCAGUCAACGACAUAAUCGCCAACAACACAUUACCCGAUGGCUCACUAGAUCAUCAAACAGUCGGCCACGCCAUCUUUGCACGCGUCGUCUUCCACCUAUGUCAUUGCCUGCUCAAUCACCCGUUCCUCCUGGCUCUUCGACUGCAAAAGCUCAAGUCAAAGGCCCCCUCGAGUUUCUUGUCUCGAAGUUUCCAAACGUGCAGUGAGCACGCCUGCAAGAUACCGGCUCUGCUGGAUCAGGCGCAGAAAGCCGGGUGUCAUGUUGAGGCGUCGUUCUACGCCUAUUCAACAUGCCUUGCAGGCAGUGUGCUCUCGCUGUUUAUUCAUGGCGCCUCGAGCAAAUCACAAGGGCCUCAUGAGCUUCUUGAACCUGGACAGCAAUGUCUUAGCAUUCUGAAAGACAUGGGUGCAUUCUGGGAUCAUGCUUCAAAGAUGCACACGCAACUCGUCAACUUUGACGCACAUGCCCAAGCCUUCCAAAGAUUGAUUGAUCCACAUGCCUCUUUUGAGAUCGAACCAGAAUUGGAGGCACUUCUAUGGUCCAUGGUAGACUACGGCGCCAUGUGUGGGAGCUCCAGGUCCACUAGUCCAGAGGGUCAACUGCCUGUAAACUUACAGUCACCGUCGUUUCUCAACUUUGACGUAGAUUUCACAGCGAGUAGCUCUUUUGACAUGGCUGGCACUGAAUCACUGUCGGGUGUACAGUUCACCGCAUGA